Messenger RNA from Parasteatoda tepidariorum (common house spider), 4546 nucleotides. It is a transcript of the gene Edem2, whose product is annotated as ER degradation enhancer, mannosidase alpha-like 2. Gene Ontology annotation, cellular component: endoplasmic reticulum; membrane. The record is from RefSeq and is a predicted model, not a curated record. Gene Ontology annotation, biological process: mannose trimming involved in glycoprotein ERAD pathway; endoplasmic reticulum mannose trimming; carbohydrate metabolic process. Lineage: Eukaryota; Metazoa; Arthropoda; Arachnida; Araneae; Theridiidae. Gene Ontology annotation, molecular function: calcium ion binding; mannosyl-oligosaccharide 1,2-alpha-mannosidase activity.
UGGAAGUGGAAGCAGGAGAAGGGGAAGAUGUGGGGGUGAAGAAAGUACUAUAGUGAUGUGUUGUGCUAUGACAGAUGAUGUUAUGGUUAAGUAAAUUACUUGAAAUAUUGUUAAACAACGCAUUUCGAUACGCAUCUGUAUUCAAUCAGAUGCUUAAUAGUAUAGAAAGCUCUUUAUAUUAAUUAGUAUGAACUUAUUAAAAUCUUACGCCUUAUUAUCUAUUCAGUUGCUCCCUUUCCAAUAAUUACCAUGGGUUAUCAAAAAAUUGUUGCAUUAUUUUGGAUUACAAUAUGUGGAUUGUGUUUAAAUUAUAAUAAUCUAAUUUCGUGUAUGAGUUUGGAAGAAAAAAAUCAACUAAAAGAACAAUCCAAAGAAAUGUUUUAUCAUGCUUAUCAAGCUUACAUGGAUCAUGCAUAUCCUGCUGACGAGCUUAUGCCUCUAAGUUGUAAAGGGCGAUAUCGUGAUAUUGAACCCAAUCGUGGGGACAUAGAUGAUGCUCUGGGAAAUUUUUCUUUAACUCUUGUUGAUACACUGGAUACUUUAGUGGUGCUAGGUGAUUUUGAUGAGUUUGAGCGAGCUGUUAAAAAAGUUAUCAAAGAUGUUUCAUUUGAUAGUGAUGUCAUUGUUUCUGUUUUUGAAACUAAUAUACGCAUGUUGGGGGGUUUAGUAAGUGGUCAUAUAUUAGCAUCCUAUACUCAAGAUCAUCUAAAAAGGAUGCCAUGGUAUCAAGGAGAGCUACUAAAUAUGGCUAGGGAUCUUGGGUACAGACUUCUUCCUGCCUUCAAUACAACCACUGGUGUGCCUCACCCUAGGAUCAAUCUUCGUUAUGGUUUGAAAUCUCCUAAACUUGGAGUUGUGAGAGAGACAUGUACUGCUUGUGCUGGGACUAUGAUUUUAGAAUUUGCUGCUCUAAGUCGUUUGACUGGAGAAACCAUUUUUGAAGAGAAAGCUCGAAUUGCCAUGGAUUACUUGUGGCAACAGCGGCAUCGAACUAGCGAUUUAAUGGGAACUGUGCUCAACAUUCAUAAUGGUGACUGGAUUAGACGAGACAGUGGUGUUGGAGCUGGUAUUGAUUCAUAUUAUGAGUAUUGCUUGAAAGCUUACAUUCUUUUGGGCGAUGAUGUUUACCUUGAACGUUUUAACAAACACUAUUCUGCAGUUAUGAAGUAUGUUAGUCAAGGCCCAUUACUUGUUGAUGUUCAUAUGCAUAGACCACAUACUAAUUCAAGGAAUUUUAUGGAUGCCUUACUAGCUUUCUGGCCCGGAUUACAAGUUCUAAAGGGAGAUAUAAAGCCAGCCAUUGAAACCCAUGAAAUGUUGUAUCAAGUUAUGCAGAGGCAUAAUUUUUUACCAGAGGCCUUUACAGUUGACUUUCAAGUUCAUUGGGGUCAGCAUCCAUUGCGUCCUGAAUUUGUAGAAAGCACUUAUUUCCUAUACAAAGCUACAAAUGAUCCAUACUAUUUGGAUGUUGGAAAGAAAGUUUUAAAUAGUCUUCAGAAAUAUGCUAGAGUGCCUUGUGGCUUUGCAGCUGUAAAAGAUGUCAGGACCGGCAGUCACGAAGAUAGGAUGGAUUCAUUUGUUUUAGCUGAAACCUUGAAGUACCUCUAUCUGUUAUUUGCAAACAAAGAUGAACUAACUUUGGAGGUUGACGAUUUUGUGUUUACAACUGAAGCUCAUUUGUUACCUCUUAGUCUGGCUAGAAUUAGCAAUGCAAGUCUUCUUGAUUCUCCAAAAUUAGUGAACAUUGAUGAGAGUGUCACUGAAGAUUUCACCCAUAGUUGCCCUAACACUCAUUACCUUUUCCCUGAAGGACGAAAUUUUGCUCAAACUAUCCGCAUCCCCCUUAAAAAUCUUGUCGAAGAAGUAUGUCCAUCUACUAAAGCACACGUUAGAACUUUGCAUGCAUCUGAAUUCCAAGGAAACAAUAAAGAACAUUUGGAAGCUGUUAGAAAGAUGGGUAUUACCGUUUUAAAACUAGGAGAUGGAAAAAUUCAAUUAAUUCACAAUAUUUCUAUGGCUGAAUCUUCUGAGAGGGCUCAAGAAGGUAUUAUGUUCAUGCAAGAAAUAGUUGGACAAACAACAGGUCUAUACCACUUGGGUUCAUUGGCAGAUGAUUACCAGACUGUAUACUUUCAUGACGAAGGAAGUAGUCUAAGAGCGUUGCUGACCGCCUGCCCCGCUAAAUUUGGAAUUGACCUCAGAGGGAAACCACCUUUGGAAGCUAAACUCCAAAUUGCACGCCCUUUAAAAGCUUGCUCACCUAUACAGAAUGGUGAUGAGCUUCAAGGUAAAAUUGCCAUCAUAAAGCGAGGUGACUGCAUGUUUGUAGACAAGGCACAUUAUCUUCAGCAGACAGGUGCUGUUGGUGGUAUAGUUAUUGAUAAUAAUCCUGGUUCCAGUUUAAAGAAGACAAGAUUAUUUUCAAUGGAUGGGAAUGGAAGGAAUGACAUAACUAUUCCAGUUGUGUUUCUCUUCAGUGAAGAGGCUGCAAUCCUUCUAGAUGCAUUCAAGAAAAACCAAGAGAUAAUUGUUGGAUUAGCUUCUGGGCGUUAUGAAGGUGAUGUUCUCAAUGAAGAAAUUGCUAAUGAAUUCAACGAGGAACCCAAAGAAACCGAUGAAGUCACAUUUGUGGAUCCCAAGUCUUCCACUAAAAUGUUUGAAGCAGGAGGUUUUAUUCUUGCUCAGCAAAGGGUGCAAUCCUUGCUGAGCAAGCUUCACAAUCUCAAGCAGUUCAAGGUCGACCUGGAUCAACUUGCUAGUCAAAUCAAUGACGAUUUCAUCAGUCCAGCCAAAAAUGACAAUGAUGCGUAUCAGCAAAUAACUCGGGAGACAGACUUCAUCGUUGCUUUGGAGCGACUCAUGAAAAAGGAGAAAAUAUUGGAGAUAGAUCAAGAUCUGCAGAUCAUAUUGUCUCGUCUUCGAGAACUGGUCAAAAUGCAGACUUUCAACCUCAAUGCCAAAGACAGAUUGUUUUGUUCAAAUGCGGACACCAAGACUCUCAAUCCUCUCGUAAACAGAGGUGCUUUUAUUGAAUUUAUGAGUUGUAAAUAUUGUCCUUUAAGGAACAUUAAAAAAUUAUUCCACAAAGACUCAAAGACUUCAGUGGUGCCUGAAGAGAGUGUUGAAAGUAAUGUAUAUGUUGAGAGAACUGGUAAGCAAGGAUUGUCAGACAAAGAUUUAUGACGACCGUAGGGAAGUUUAAGCUUGUUAAAAGUUUCUAUAACAUUUGGUUUUUCAUUCCCUCCAUUUCAGGUUUUUGUUUUUCCAUUUUCGCUCAACUCUAUUUAUUAAUGAAAAUAAUUUCAAUUAUUCUUUAUUUACCGGAAUGAUGUACAAAUCAUUGCACACUUGUUUUAUCGCACACAUGACUAACGAUAAUUGGAAAAAUAUGUAAUUUAACCCUUUAUGCUUUAAUAUUACUUUAUAAUACAAUUGAUUUAAAUUGUAAAUUAAAAGUUUUUCUGUUUUUAUAUGAUAUACAGAGUUAACAAUUCCUUGCAUAAGGCUCUAGUUUGCUGUGGCAAAAGAUCCUUCAGGCCUUAUUUUCACUUAAAUGAACUGUGGUUUUGAUUGAGUUUUUUGUUGGUAAAACUUUCUGUUAAGGUUCCGCUAGUAACCUUCUGCUUAGGAUGCAAAAACCUGCUAUUCUGGUCUAGUUGUAAGCAAAACUCUAGCAAAUAUUUUUUACUCAUUUACUCGAUUGCUAUUAUAAACAGAUCAUUUCCUUAAUUUGUAACUUACAAAUGAUUUUUUUUUCUAUAUUCUAAAGAAAAAUUUUAAUUAGCUUUGAGAAAGUUAGAAUGUUUGAGAAUGUUGUUGUCCAUCCUAGUAAAAAUAUGUUUAACUUUUCAAAAAUUUCAACAAACAGGUUUACAAAUCAGUAAAUUCUUAUAUUUAAAAAUUAAAGAACCAAUAUACAUAUAAAAUUAUAAACAAAAUCAAAAAAAUAUAUUAAAAUUUCCAUUGAGUUAAUAAAUUGGAAAAUCACUGCCAUAUAAUUCCACAUUUGUUAUUGCACAAAAUGGCUCGAAUACCCCUGAAAUAAGUUAAAAUUUGUUUUUCAACAUUACUAAUUUCUAAUUCUUCAGUAUAAAUUUUCUGACAAUGUAUUAGGAUUACUCCUGAUAAUUCAAUUCCAUUAUUUCACAUUUACAUGUUGAAUUCAAAUGUUUUUUAUGAUCAUUUGAAGCAUAAAGGGUUAAUUUGCAUUAGAAAUGGAGGCUUUGUCCCUGCAAAAUGUGUGUGUUAUUUCUUUAAAAUAUGCUGCUGGGUUAUGGUGGGAAAAAAUAGUAGAUAAUAAUAAAUUUAUGUGCCAGUAAAAUGAUACUUUUAUUUAAUAAGGGUAAUAUUAUAAUGAAAUAUAACCCUUCUGGAUUGUAACUGUGUUAAAGGCUCAAAUGCCAGAAGAUAUUUAUGACCUAUGAAUCUCAUGCUAAUUAUUAGGUUUUAGUUUAAUUAUAUUUAUAUCAAAUUUUGAUCUCAUGUUAAUAAACCUAUGUUAUUUUAAUAGAAUUUCAAAUACAUUUGUAUUAUCUAGUCUUUCAAA